AUGCCAGAUUACCUCAGAAAGGACGCCUUCGUUAACAUCGCUGAUGUUCCAUUUGAAGAUGACAAUGAAAUUGGGUUCAACCUUCUAUUUUUUUAUGACGCACUUGAUAAAGAUAAAUUUAGUGGACAUGAACAUGAGUGGGUGACAGUGUAUAAACAAAAGGUUAAAGUUCGUGUUAUAAGACCUGGUGAAAACUUAAUUUUUCAACUUGAAUGUGAUUUCUAUGAUAUUAAACUUGGAAAAAGGGGAUGGAGUUCAAUCAAAUCAAGAGCCGAAGACUACGGAGCACCUGCAGUUCUAAUUUGUGCGUCUAAAAUGUUUGAAGUAUCUAUCGGUAAUCAUAACAACUGGAUCAAGUGGGUCCAAGCAAAGAUUUUACUCUGGGAGGAAGAUCCUGGAUAUCAGGUUCAAUGUGCUCUUAUUGGUACUGAUGUCACUGACCAACUCGCGAGUCAAGUCAACCAAUGA
This is a messenger RNA of Diversispora eburnea, 468 nucleotides long. NCBI's taxonomy places the organism in Eukaryota, Fungi, Glomeromycota, Glomeromycetes, Diversisporales, Diversisporaceae. The record is from the annotation of a GenBank genome assembly.